Culicoides brevitarsis is the source of this 1390-nucleotide messenger RNA. RefSeq names its product PCI domain-containing protein 2 homolog (gene PCID2). The transcript has a single exon. Gene Ontology annotation, cellular component: transcription export complex 2. The record is from RefSeq and is a predicted model, not a curated record. Bases 181 to 1374 code for a protein of 397 amino acids. Lineage: Eukaryota; Metazoa; Arthropoda; Insecta; Diptera; Ceratopogonidae. Gene Ontology annotation, biological process: post-transcriptional tethering of RNA polymerase II gene DNA at nuclear periphery; poly(A)+ mRNA export from nucleus; transcription elongation by RNA polymerase II. Gene Ontology annotation, molecular function: RNA binding; double-stranded DNA binding.
UGUCGAACUGAAGCGAAAAAAAAUUCGUGUUGCAAUAAAAAAUUCCAUUUAAAAGGGAUUUUUUGACGAUUUUCAUCAAAAUUUGUAAAUUAAUUGACAUCUAAAAGGAAAAUUCUUCAAAAAAAUAUCAAAAAACGAGGAUUUUUGUGUAAUUUCAAGCAAAAAACGUCACCGGCAAGGAUGUCUCUGUACCACUACCUCCAACAAAUGCUCCGUGUUUGGGACGAUUACAACGGGGAACGCAUCGGUCGUCUGUUAUCGCUCCAAGAUGUCCAUUCGGAGAACCGCAAUCUCUACAUCGAACACCCGGAAGCAGCUGUUGAACGUCAAAUGGAUGAUCCGCUCGCAGAAAUUGUCUCAUCUCACCUCAAAGUGCUGUAUUACAUCUCGCUGGACCCCCCAAACUACCAAGAGGCCUACAAAAAUCAAUCGGCUUGUGUGAUGUCUGUCGUAAAAUUACUCCAAGCAUGCAAAGAUCAAAAUUGGUCGCUGCCCAUAAUGUAUGUCGUGUGUUUAGACCUGCGACUUUUAGCUCUGGCAUGCGAAAAAGAAGGCGGCAGCGGCGGAAAACCCGGCGAAAUUCUCGAAAAAGCCGCCGAAUGUUUGAUGGCGUGUUUUCGUGUGUGUGCCGCCGACAGCAGAAGCACCGAUGAGGAGACCAAAAGACACGGGAUGCUAAAUUUAGUGAAUCAGCUGUUCAAAGUUUACUUUAAAAUCAACAAAUUACAUUUGUGCAAGCCGCUAAUCCGAGCAAUUGACAGUUCCGUGUUCAAAGAUCGAUUUCCGCUGAUGGAACGCGUCACUUACAAUUAUUUCGUCGGGCGUAAAGCGAUGUUUGACUCCGAUUACAAGGCAGCCGACGAAUUUUUGUCUUUCGCAUUUCGAAAUUGCCCCAAAAAGUCCCGCAAAAACAAACGACAAAUCCUGAUCUACCUGAUUCCGGUGAAAAUGUUGCUGGGAAUCAUGCCGCGGGAAGAAGCCUUGCGCGAAUAUAACGUUCAACAGUUCUUCGACUUAGUCCAGGCCUUGAAACAAGGCAAUGUGAGAAAAUUGGACGAAGUUAUCGAGAAACACGAGAGAUUUUUCAUCGAUUCCGGCAUUUACUUGAUCGUGGAAAAGCUCAAAAUUAUCGCGUACCGGAAUUUAUGCAAGCGCGUUUAUGGCAUCGUGAAAACGCAUCAAAUUGACAUGAACCAUUUCAUGACGGCGCUCAAAUUUGUGGGCAUCGAGGACAUUUCCAUGGAUGAAACGCACUGCAUUGUCGCAAAUCUCAUCUACGAAGGACGAAUAAAAGGCUACAUCUCGCAUCAACACAACAAACUUGUCGUUUCCAAGCAAAAUCCGUUCCCGCCAUUGAAUCAAGUCACUCAAUAAAUAUUUUUUUUUGUAA